Messenger RNA from Vollenhovia emeryi, 6501 nucleotides. RefSeq names its product brefeldin A-inhibited guanine nucleotide-exchange protein 2 (gene Sec71). Bases 36 to 5120 code for a protein of 1694 amino acids. Gene Ontology annotation, biological process: regulation of ARF protein signal transduction. Lineage: Eukaryota; Metazoa; Arthropoda; Insecta; Hymenoptera; Formicidae. The transcript is spliced from 12 exons. Gene Ontology annotation, molecular function: guanyl-nucleotide exchange factor activity. The record is from RefSeq and is a predicted model, not a curated record.
GCCGUGGAUCUCGAGCUGCCGCUUGGGGAGUGACGAUGCAAAAUAACUCCAAGACCAGAGAGAUGUUUAUCGUCCGAGCUUUGGAAAAGAUACUGGCCGAUCGAGAUGUCAAGAGAUCGCACCUCUCGCAGCUCAGGAAGUCCUGCGAGUCUGCGCUCGAGGACCUGCGCAACGAGAUCAAAGAUGUACCAGCUGUGCAGGGCGAAGAGGUUACCUCGAACGCCCUGCCGCAACCCAAGAGCGACUCCAAUGUCAUUACCGCCGAGAAGUACUUCUUACCGUUUGAGUUGGCGUGCCAGAGCAAGUCACCGCGGAUCGUGGUCACGGCGCUGGACUGCCUGCAGAAGUUAAUCGCAUACGGCCACCUCACUGGCAAUGUGCCCGACUCAACGGAGCCUAGUAAGCUGCUGAUCGUGCGCAUCGUCGAGACAAUCUGUGGCUGCUUCACCGGCCCGCAGACUGACGAGGGUGUGCAGCUGCAGAUUAUUAAGGCCCUGCUGACUGUGAUGACGAGCCAGCACGUGGAGGUGCACGAGGGCACGGUGCUGUUGACGAUUCGUACCGUUUACAACGUUUACUUGGCGUCGCGUAACCUGGUGAACCAGACAACAGCCCGUGCGACCCUCACGCAGAUGAUCAACGUCAUCUUCGCGCGAAUGGAGACCCAGGCGGAGGAGGAGAGCGUCAGGAUCGACGGUGAUCAUCAGCAGGAGGUGCCUGUCGUGGCAAACGGCGAGGCUGAGAGCGAGCUGAGUCCGGAGACUAGUCCUGGUAAUGACACCGUCGAUCCUCAAACGAUCGUCAAGGGCAUUCUGGAUGACGUGGUGAAAUCCGUGGUGCCAUUGGAAGAGGAAGUCAGUUUGGAGAACGGCAGUCCGGAGGACAACGGUGACGAGGUGACCGCUGAGAAUGACAACAUGGUAACUGCCAAAUUCACCCAUGUGCUGCAAAAGGACGCGUUCCUGGUGUUCCGCGCUCUCUGCAAGCUCUCUAUGAAACCGCUGCCGGACGGCACUCCCGAUCCAAGAUCGCACGAGCUACGUUCCAAGAUCCUGUCGCUUCAGUUACUCCUCGGGAUCUUGCAGAACGCCGGGCCGGUACUGCGCUCCAACGAGAUGUUCGUUAUCGCCAUCAAGCAGUACUUGUGUGUCGCCCUGUCCAAGAAUGGUGUAUCCUCGGUGCCAGAGGUGUUUGAGCUGUCGCUGGCAUUGUUCCUGGCGCUUCUCGCGCGUUUCAAGAUGCACCUGAAGAUGCAGAUCGAGGUGUUCUUUAAGGAGAUCUUCAUGAACAUCCUCGAGACCUCCAGCAGCUCUUUCGAGCACAAGUGGAUGGUGAUACAUGCGCUCACGAGGAUCUGCGCGGACGCCCAGAGCGUCGUCGACAUCUACGUUAACUACGACUGCGAUCUCUCGGCGGCGAAUCUCUUCGAGAGGCUCGUCAACGAUCUCUCUAAGAUCGCCCAGGGUCGUCAGGCACUGGAGCUAGGUGCAUCGCCAAAUCAGGAGAAAUCCAUGCGCAUCCGUGGCCUCGAAUGCCUCGUGUCUAUUCUGAAGUGCAUGGUGGAGUGGAGUCGGGAUCUUUAUGUGAAUCCGAGCGUGCCAGCGGAUCAGCAACCGUUGUCGGAUCCGCCGGAUACGACGCCGGACACCCCGCUGCCGCGUUACGGUAGCGCCGGCAGCCUCUCGUCGGCCAACUCCAGUCUGACCGGCAACAAGGAGGUGCCGGACUCGCCGGAGCAGUACGAAGUGCAGAAGCAGCAGAAGGAGGUAUGGGAGACCGGUAUCGAGAUCUUCAGCCGGAAGCCCGGCAAGGGUGUGCAGUACUUGCAGGAACAAGGACUGCUCGGUACUUUACCGGAGGACGUGGCCAGGUGGCUGCACUUGGACGAGCGGCUCGACAAGACCGCCAUUGGGGACUUUCUGGGCGAUCAUAAUCAUAACCAGGUAAUGUACCAUUACAUCGAUCAGAUGAACUUUGCCGAACGCGAUUUGGUAACCGCACUCAGGUAUUUCCUGGAGGGCUUUCGGCUGCCCGGCGAGGCCCAGAAGAUCGACCGACUGAUGGAAAAGUUUGCCAGUCGCUAUUGCGAGUGCAAUCCUAAUAAUGGCCUCUUUACGAGCGCGGACACAGCCUACGUUCUCGGCUUUUCAAUCAUAAUGUUGACUACUGAUUUGCACUCGCCGCAGGUUAAGAAUAAAAUGACUAAAGAACAAUACAUCAGGCUUAAUCGACGCAUCAGCGACAACGAGGAUCUUCCUGAGGAAUAUCUAUCUAGAAUUUACGACGAAAUCGCCGGUAACGAGAUCAAAAUGAAGUCGAACCCCAAUAACAGCCGACUUGCCGGCAAGCAGCUGAUUUCUAGCGAAAAGAAGCGACGGUUGCUAUGGAACAUGGAGAUGGAAGUGAUUUCUACAGCGGCGAAGAAUCUGAUGGAAUCCGUCAGCCACGUUCAGGCACCGUUCACCACGGCGAAGCAUCUGGAACAUGUACGGCCGAUGUUCAAAAUGGCCUGGACGCCAUUCCUCGCGGCGUUCAGCGUCGGACUUCAAGACUGCGACGAUCCCGAGAUCGCGUCGCUCUGCUUGGACGGUAUCAGAUGUGCCAUUCGCAUCGCCUGCAUCUUUCACAUGAGCCUCGAACGCGAUGCCUACGUACAAGCUUUGGCGAGAUUCACCUUGUUGACAGCAAAUUCUCCUAUUACCGAAAUGAAGGCGAAGAACAUCGAUACCAUCAAGACCCUCAUCACAGUAGCUCAUACCGAUGGCAACUACCUAGGCAGCUCGUGGCUCGAUGUCGUCAAAUGUAUCUCCCAGCUGGAGUUGGCGCAGCUGAUAGGCACGGGAGUGCGGCCACAAUUGCUGGGCCCACCGUCGAAACCGCACUUCCCCUCGCCAUUAGCGAACUUUGGCAAUCUCGCGCACUCUGCCAGCUCGCACCAGACCAACAAUCUCAACUUGAGCUCAUUGGACCCCAGUGUGAAGGAGUCCAUUGGUGAAACCAGCUCGCAGAGCGUCGUCGUGGCCGUUGAUCGUAUCUUUACCGGCUCGACGAGACUCGAUGGUGAUGCUAUUGUCGAAUUUGUCAAGGCUCUCUGCCAGGUUUCUCUCGAGGAACUUGCACACCCCACGCAACCGCGCAUGUUCUCUCUUACGAAGAUUGUCGAGAUCUCUUACUACAACAUGGGUCGUAUUAGGCUACAGUGGUCCAGGAUCUGGCAAGUCCUCGGCGAUCAUUUCGACAGGGUAGGCUGCAGUCCACGACAGGAUAUCGCGUUUUUCGCAGUGGAUUCUCUGAGACAGCUGGCAACCAAGUUCAUCGAGAAGGGCGAAUUUGCCAACUUCAGAUUCCAAAAAGACUUCCUUAGACCGUUUGAACACAUCAUGAAGAAGAACAGAUCGCCUGUGAUUAGAGAUAUGGUUGUGAGAUGCGUGGCGCAAAUUGUUCAUUCGCAAGCGCCGAAUAUUAGGUCCGGUUGGAAGAACAUUUUCAGCGUUUUCCACCACGCGGCCAGCGAUCGUGAUGAAUCUGUCGUCGAGCUGGCCUUUUCCAUGACCGGCAAGAUUAUCAACGAGCUAUACGCAGAAGAUUUCAGCAUCAUGGUGGAUUCCUUCCAAGACGCCGUUAAAUGCCUGAGCGAGUUCGCGUGCAACGCGUCUUUUCCGGACACCAGCAUGGAGGCAAUCCGACUAAUACGUUCCUGCGCUUCUUACAUUGAUGCGAAUCCCAGUCUGUUUGCCGAGGGUAUGAUGGACGAUAGCGGAAUGGUCUCCGAGGAAGAUCGAGCCUGGGUGAGAGGAUGGUUCCCGCUGCUGUUUGAAUUAUCCUGCGUUGUGAGUAGAUGUAAGUUGGACGUCAGGACGCGCGCACUGACUGUGCUCUUCGACGUCGUCAAGACCCAUGGUGCGUCCUUCAAGCCUCAUUGGUGGAAGGACCUCUUCCAGGUCCUUUUCAGGAUCUUUGACAACAUGAAGCUGCCCGAACAGCAUACCGAGAAAGCUGAGUGGAUGACAACAACGUGCAAUCAUGCGCUGUAUGCCAUCGUGGAUGUGUUCUCGCAGUUUUACGAUAUUCUGGGCCCCUUGUUGCUGGAGCAGCUUUAUUUCCAGCUUCUCUGGUGCGUCCAGCAGGACAACGAACAGUUGGCACGCUCGGGCACCAACUGUCUGGAGAAUCUAGUCAUCAGCAAUGGCAUCAAGUUCGACGAGCAGACUUGGGAGAAAACCUGCCAAUGCGUCCUGGACAUUUUCGAGAGCACUCUACCGUCCGCGCUGCUCACGUGGAAGCCACACCCGCAGAACAAGGAGUCUGACCUCGACGUGAUCACCGGCGAGUCCGAUGGUCUUCACGUUGGUAUUCUGAAGAGGAGCAACAGCGCACAGAGCCUGAACGUGGAGACCUUGCCGAAGGCCAAGCUUUUCUCUGCGUUGCAGAUCAAGUGUGUGGUUCAGCUUGAGUUAAUACAGACCAUCGAUAAUAUCGUUUUUUACCCGGCGACGUCGCGCAAGGAGGAUCAGGAGAAUUUGGCGCUCGCGCAGGCCGACAUGCUGAACGGCAAGUCGUCGGAACUUGUAAAGGCUGGCGCUGAUCAGCAGAAGGAGGAGCAAGGCAUGUAUUGUGCCCUGACGACCAAUCAUCUCCUGCAGCUGGUGGAGUGUCUGCUGCGGUCGCAUCGCUUCGCUAAGAGCUUCAAUUCCGAUCACGAGCAACGCAACGUGCUGUGGAAGGCCAGCUUUCGCGGUAACAUGAAGCCUAAUCUGCUGAAGCAAGAGACGCAGUCGCUCGCGUGCGCGCUGCGAAUCCUCUUCAAGAUGUACAGCGACGAGGCGCAUCGCGCAGAUUGGUCCAAGGUCGAGGCGCGGCUGGUCGAGGUGGCGUGCGAGGCCCUGGAAUAUUUCCUGGCGCUCGCCAACGAGGCCCACCGCGACGCUUGGACCCCGAUUCUGCUGUUGCUGCUCACUCGGAUUCUCAAGAUGAGCGAUCAUCGCUUCGCGGUCCACGCCUCCACCUGCUAUCCUUCUCUGUGCGAGGUCAUGUGCUUCGAUCUCAAGCCCGAGCUUAGGUCGGUGUUGCGCAGAUUUUUCCUCAGGAUCGGACCGGUCUUCAGGAUCACCCAGCAGUAGUAGCGGGCUGGCGAGUGUAGCGAUGGGCUGCCGACGGGCACUCGGGAUUGUCUCGAACACGGGGCUUUCGAUUGAAUUGCCGCAACGUCGCUCGCAACAGAGACGACGAUGCCGCAUGCGUCGUCUCCGCCCCGGCAAUAGGAUUGUAAUUAAGUGUAAAGCGCGUUUAGAUACUUUGGCUCGUGUUAAAUUAUUUACAUACGAUCCACACGACUCUCUCGCAUAAAUUUCUACACCGCAUAAAACUCUCUUUAGCGUGUUCGCGUUGUUUUACAUUCAAGCCGAUCCGCACCGACUUCGCCAUUGCUCCGCGUCGCAUAUAACGCUCAAAUGUGGCUCGGAUUUUAUCGUACGCUGUUCAACGUAUGUAUUCAUAUAUUAAUUGCGGUAAUUUGUGACUACACGUUAUUGAUAUAAGCUUUUAAUAUAAUUGUAUAAUGUCAUUGAUUGAUACUUUAUUUCUAUUAAUAAACCAUUAAUGUGAACAAUGUUAACGCUCGUAUUCCACAUUUAGCGCUGACUAUGCGGCAAGAAUACGCACUCUUGUGCACGCUGUUCGCCGGAGGAAUCGUUGGAUCGUAUGCGAGCGGUUUAAUGUCACGUGUAUGUACACGCGCGUUUAUGUAUUAUAAUGAGGUGUAUACAGGCAGUGAUGCGGGAGAUUGGAAAUUGGCAAUGUGCAUCCUCAUUCGAUGAAAAACGUAGGAUUUAAGUUAUUCAGACGAGACAGCCAUUCUCGCAUAUUUAAUUUCACACCCCGAGGAAAUCACUGAUUGUUCGUGUAUUCAGACAUGAGAGAAGUCUGAUUUUGAAGAUCUGACAGUUUUAGUCGAGAGAAUGCGAAUUCCGUUUCGGUCGCUGAUCCAUUUAGUCUUUAUUUUUCUCCUUUUAAAUGUCGUUUUACUUGAACUGCGCGACAAGGAAAGAGAGAGACGGGCGAGGGCCGAGGGCCGUCGCGGAUAUCCCCAGGUGUCCCGAGAGACGCCGCGAGAUAUGUAUACAUUAUAAAUAGCGAUCGGAGUAGUUAGGUGUCGCGAAAAACUAUAGUCUUUAUAUAAUUUCAUAGAGAGAGAGAGAGAGAGAGAGAGAGAGAGAGAGAGAGAGAGAGAGAGAGAGAGAGAGAGAGAGAGGAAACGAGAAGAGAAAGAGAGAAAAUGCGUGUAUGCGAGUGAAAAGAGAUACGUAGGAAAUUUCUCAAGGCACCCUGAAAAUGACGUCAUCAACAUUAGAAUCAUUGCAUAUGUAUAUUUGUGUCGGAGCAAAAUAAUAUAACGCUUAAAUAACUUAUAUAAAUACAAAUAUAUAUAUAAAUAGCAAGUUUGUGUGAGCAGUUCUCUGACGUGGUUCGAAAAUUAUUUAAAUAAAUUCGGCGAAAAAUUAA